Messenger RNA from Meloidogyne enterolobii, 1155 nucleotides. NCBI's taxonomy places the organism in Eukaryota, Metazoa, Nematoda, Chromadorea, Rhabditida, Meloidogynidae. The record is from the annotation of a GenBank genome assembly.
AUGCGAACAUUAUAUUCUUUAUUAAAUUGUGAAGAUCAAAACAUUUCUAGUGAAGAAUUGAGAAAAAUAUAUUUUGAUUUGUUAAGAAGAUUUCAUCCAGACAGAAGUGGCUCUCAAAAUUUUGAAAAAUUUUUGGCAAUUAAUAAAGCUUGGAAAGUUUUGAGUCAACCAGAAUCUCGCCGUUUAUACGAUUGUUGGCUUCGUGAACAACUUUUUCGUGAUAAUAAAGAAUUAAUUGGACAAGAAAUUUAUAUUUCAUUAAAUAAUUUGACUGAUUUUUGUCAAGAAGAAUUGUGUCGUUGUGGGGGUUCUUUUGAAGAAUUGACUCUUGAAAAAUUUGAUUUAAUUGAGGAUUACGCUUUGUUGGAUUGUUCAAAUUGUUCUCUUUGUUUAAAAGUAAUCUUUCUUGGUGAUUCAGGCGUUGGAAAGUCUACUUUAAUUAAUUCACUCUGUGGAAUUCAAAAUAGCAGACCACAAAGCACUUUGGGAUGUUCUAUUCAGAUUUUAGCCCACCAAUACCAAGCAGGCACUCCAAAUGAAAGCACUGAACUUUUAGAAUUGUGGGAUAUUGGAGGUUCAAAUGCCCAUCGUCAUUCAAGUCGUGUAUUUUUGGAUGGGGCGAAUGGCGUUGUUUUUGUUCAUGAUUUGAGUAAUUCUAGAAGUGAAAAAAAUUUGUCUCAUUGGUUGGAUUUAUUGCAAGGAAGUGGAACUUGUAGUAGCAACAACAACAAUAAAAAUUCUUCUCGAAUUUCUUUAAAUUCUCCUGAUAUAAAUAAUCGACUAAUUUAUACUGCUACAGGGUCAGAAAGGAAUUAUAGAAUUGCUGGGGGUGCUGUUGACUCUUUAAAUAAUUUUGUGGCUUUGGAUGUUGAAAGGCUUUGGGCUGUGCCGACUUUGGUUGUUGGAACAUUUUUGGAUAAUUGUUCUCCAAGUAGAGCCAAAGAACAAUCCAAUAUUUCUUUUCUACGGCAACAUGAACACAUUUCUUUGGAUUCAAGACGGCCAAUUCAGCCUGGUUCUACUAAUCAGAUUGUUUUCACAAAUUUUUUCGAUGCAAUAAUUCGCCAUUCUUCUGAUUGUUUAAAUAGAACUGGUGGAUCAAGAAAAUCUUUGAGUGGUACUACAUCGCCUAGAAAUAGAAGAAAAAUGCUUUGA